ACAUCGGGUGAGAUUUAACAGCAGAAAGAGCUCCAAGCCUCCAACACGAUCAAACAAACCAAUACCUAAAACCUCUGUCCAACUCAUACAUUUUGGUAAGAGAAGCAAAAUCAAAGAAUGCUCGAAAGCAGAUUAAUUGCGAUUCUAAAGAAAAACAGAAAGGCCUUUAAUCAAACAUUAUCAUCAUCCUUUUUCUCUAAGCCUCAGACCGGAUCUUCAUCUUCAUUAUCUAGGGUUUCUAAUGAAUCCCCAUUCUUGAAUCCUUCUAGAUACUUCCAUUCCAAAUCUACAAAUAGUCCUCCAGCUUCAAUAUCUCCAAGAAAUCCUGUUAUCUACAAUGGGUUCACUUCAUUUCUCAAGUAUCACAAGGGUUUUCAACCAUCGUUAAGAAAGUUUUCCACUGCAGCUGUAGCUGCAACUGUCUGUAAGGAGAAUAAGGAAGGAUUAAAGUUCUUAGUUACUGCAGGACCUCAUGCUCAAAAAGCAAUCGGUAUAUGGCUUUUUGUGUCAGCUGCAUGGGUGUUUAGUAUGGUGGUACUGGGAGGUGUGACAAGGUUAACCCGGUCUGGUCUUUCAAUGACUGACUGGAAGUUCACCGGGAGCCUCCCUCCUUUGUCAGAAGAAGAUUGGUUAAUUGAGUUUGAAAAGUAUAAGCAAUCCCCGGAGUUCAAGCGUAUAAAUAAAGGGAUGCAUUUGGAUGACUUUAAGUUCAUUUAUUGGAUGGAAUACGCUCAUCGUAUGUGGGGAAGAGCACUGGGCAUCAUGUUUGUGCUGCCCUUUGGAUAUUUUCUUCGCAAAGGAUAUAUCACUCCACAACUUGGAGUUAGACUUUCUGGCCUCGUAGCACUUGGUGCUGGACAAGGACUAAUUGGCUGGUGGAUGGUUAAGAGUGGUUUAGAGGAACCGAUAUCAGAAUAUUCUGAACCAAGAGUAAGCCCUUAUCGUCUGGCAGCUCAUCUCACCUCGGCAUUUGUUAUUUACUGUGGGCUCUUUUGGACUGCCCUUUCUGUUGUUAUGCCUGAACCCCCUACUGAAUCAGUAGCUUGGGUGAAUGGUGCUGCAAAAGUGAAGAGACUUGCGAUUCCUAUAAGCGUUCUUGUUGGCAUAACUGCUAUAUCUGGAGCAUUUGUUGCGGGAAAUGAUGCUGGUCGCGCAUUUAAUACAUUCCCAAAGAUGGGUGACACAUGGAUACCAGAUGACAUCUUUAGGAUGAAACCGCUUAUACGCAACUUCUUUGAGAAUACAGCUACCGUACAGUUUGAUCACCGACUCCUUGCGAGUGCAACUUUAGUUUCUAUUGGAGGCCUAUGGUGGGCAACUAAAAAAUUGGACAUACAUCCUGCAGUACGAUCAUUGAUCGGAAGCACACUAGGAAUGGCUGCUCUUCAGGUGACUUUGGGCAUAUCCACUCUUCUAUCUUAUGUACCUGUAUCACUAGGAAGUGCCCACCAGGCUGGUGCUUUAACUUUACUAACGCUUAUGAUCCUGCUGAAUCACACUGUACGGCGACCAUCCUUGUCACUUCUCAAAUCUUUGCCCUCAGUUGCAAGAACUUGAACCUUUUGCUUUAGAAUUAGAAUAUAAGAUGUAUGCCCAAAUACGAACACUUCAUCCAAUUUAUCACGUAUGUGGAUGCUUCCUUUUCCAUAGGAUGUGAUAGAUAAUGACAGGAAGUUUAGUCGAUGCAUCAUCUUUUUCAUAUAUAUAUUUUGUGCAAUUCCAAAUUCAUUUUGUAGUACAUAAAUAAUGUAAGAUGCACUUGUUACCACACGAUUUUGCGGAGAAUAACAUGAGAGAUCAUAAUGAUCAUGAAUUCAUGACUUUAAA
This is a messenger RNA of Daucus carota subsp. sativus, 1827 nucleotides long. Its product is annotated as cytochrome c oxidase assembly protein COX15. The record is from RefSeq and is a predicted model, not a curated record. Gene Ontology annotation, cellular component: mitochondrial inner membrane. NCBI's taxonomy places the organism in Eukaryota, Viridiplantae, Streptophyta, Magnoliopsida, Apiales, Apiaceae. Gene Ontology annotation, biological process: heme A biosynthetic process. Gene Ontology annotation, molecular function: oxidoreductase activity, acting on NAD(P)H, heme protein as acceptor. Bases 118 to 1557 code for a protein of 479 amino acids. The transcript has 7 exons.